CACGGAGAAUAACCGACGAAUUCCCCGAGUGCUGCUGUUAGAAAGUUCGCAUACUACAGUGAUCUUUCGGUCAGUACGGAAUACCACCAACCGUGGAUUCACACUGACAGCACAGUUAUAUCAUGCAUGCGCUACGGUGUUCUCACAACCCAACUUUACCGGUGUCGCAAUGAACCUGCUGGAUGACAGUGAUGACUAUGACCAGUUUCGUCGGUUUAUUCAUACGCAGUCCAUGCCUGCCAUUGGCUCUAUCAGGUUACGCCCAUGGUGUACGUUGGAGCAUGAUGAUUUUGACGGCAGCACCCAUCUCGUCAAUGCGACAACAAAUGAUUACAACUUUUCGGAUUUUUCAUACCUGUCACUGACGCUGAGGUGCCGGUGUAUCACAGUUGUUCCAGAACCAUGGCCAUGGUUUGUUGUUGCGUCGUUAUUAGCAGCGAGUGUACUCGGUGCCGCUGUCGCCGUCUGGUGGAUACGACGUAACAAAUACAGAAACCGCAUAUACAAUAACCGGCUAAUGACCAAAGUAAUUCGCAAAACGCUGGGGUCGCAGUAUGACCAGUAUCGUAUUCACGAGUGCGAGCUGAAAAUCGAACCCACAAUACUUGGGCAAGGAUAUUACGGACUGGUGUUUAAAGGAGUCUUGCUCUUAGACCGAUCUGUUCGUUCAGAAGGAGAAAAUGACGUAGAAGUUGGCACACAUUCGUCAGCAAUUGAUGUCGCGGUUAAGCGACUGCUUCUGCGCUCGAAAACUAGUGAAAAACAACUGCUGGAUGAAAUAAAAAUGCUGGCAAAAGCUGCAGCGCACCCCAAUAUAAUUGCUAUUAUGAAAAUAAUUACAGAUGGUGAAUUACGAUUGGUCAUCGAAUAUUGCCACCAUGGUUCAUUGGAUAAGUAUUUACGCGACAAAUGGACAACGAUGACAAGCGCAGACAAACCUGCAGACCUGAAAUGGGAAACCAGGGAAUUCGUCAAUUUCGCUUGCCAGAUUUGUAGCGGCAUGCAACACCUGGCAUCACGGAACAUUAUCCAUCGAGACCUUGCGGCACGAAAUAUCCUGAUCAAUGAUAUGAAGAUUUUGAAGAUUGCGGAUUUCGGGAUGGCUAAAGAUGGACCACAGUACAAAGAAACUAAACAAGUGCGUUUGCCGGUCGAAUGGAUGGCGUUGGAAUCAUUGCUCUCGGGUGAUUUCAGCAUGGCUAGUGAUGUGUGGUCCUUCGGUGUGGUGCUCUGGGAGAUUUAUACCUGGUGCGAAAUGCCGUACAAAGAGGUCAUGGAAAAGACCGACGUUGUGAAGUUGAUCUCAUACUUGCAAAACGGAAAUCGCCUACAACAACCACCACCCUGCCCCGAUCACUUGUAUGACCUAAUGCUUCAAUGUUGGGAAGCGGAUAUUCUGAAGCGAACCUCCUUCGAUCUUCUUGCCGAACAGCUGCGGCAUUUGGCCUCCAGUGAAGCCCUGUACCGUUACGUGGUCUUCGAUGCCGAUGAUUUUCAAAUCGCAAUGUCGCAGUCAGAAAUAUGCUAG
Molecule: messenger RNA, 1528 nt
Organism: Paramacrobiotus metropolitanus
Lineage: Eukaryota; Metazoa; Tardigrada; Eutardigrada; Parachela; Macrobiotidae
Product: fibroblast growth factor receptor-like
Exons: 8
Coding region: 170-1528 (452 amino acids)
Biological process (GO): multicellular organism development; positive regulation of kinase activity; cell surface receptor protein tyrosine kinase signaling pathway
Cellular component (GO): signaling receptor complex
Molecular function (GO): ATP binding; transmembrane receptor protein tyrosine kinase activity
Source: RefSeq, a predicted model, not a curated record